Molecule: messenger RNA, 2982 nt
Organism: Cuscuta epithymum
Lineage: Eukaryota; Viridiplantae; Streptophyta; Magnoliopsida; Solanales; Convolvulaceae
Source: the annotation of a GenBank genome assembly
GUUUGUACUGACAACAAAAAUUGCACCUUUUUUUUUAUAUAUCGGGUACCAUACAAAAGAGACCGAAAUUAUUAUUAUCAAUCAUAAAAUGAAGGGAGGAAGAUAUUCAAGGGAAGGAAGUAAAGCAGGGUUGGUGGGAAUAGAAAAAAAGAUCGAGAGUUUAAGAGCAGAAGAUCCUCCUCUUUCUGGUGCAUAUAUUCGGAGCCUCGUGAAGCUGCAGCUGACUUCCUCCUCCUCCUCCUCGGGAGAUGGGUUUACAGAAGUAUUGGCGGCCACACCGCCGCCGCCACAACGCAAAAAACAAGCCCGGAGAAGACUCCAUACCACCAGACCGUAUCAAGAAAGGCUUCUAAACAUGGCGGAGGCGAGGCGGGAAAUAGUGACCGCCCUUAAGUUCCACAGAGCAGCCAUGAAACAGAAGCAGCAGCAAGGGGAACAACCCGCAGAGAGGCGGCCAUUGGAGAGGAGCUGCAGCUUUCCUGCAGCUCCUCAUCCAGGGCUGCCGCCACCAUUUGAGCGGCAGCAAGAACAGAUGAUGAAGUUCGAUUCAAGAAGCCGGGUUAUCUGCCCACCCUUCUCCUCCUCGUCCUCGUCCUUGUCCCCGCCAUCUCACCAUCAUCAUCCGAUGGGUUACUAUUACUCUGUUUCUCCGCCCCCGCCGCCGCCGGUCCAAGAAAACCUCACCAUCGAUAUUGCAAACCAGCAGCAGCUACCCUUGGGGCUGAAUCUGAAUUUCCAAGAUUUUGACAAUUUGGAGGCUACCCCUUAUUAUGUGAGCCCAUCAAUUGCGGAUGAUCGGUCUCCGUCUUCCUCGAGCCUUCCUCCCUCGGCGGAGGAUAUGCAUCAUCCCGCCCUGGAUGAGAAGGAAAUAUCAGAGAUAAAGUCAAUAGGGGAGAAACAGCAGAUUGAAUGGAAUGAAAACUUGAAUUUGGCCACUUCAUCUCUGUGGCUGGAGUUCUUGAAAACCGUCGAAAUUGGGUCCCCUGGAGAAGGCGAGAAGGAGAAGAAGAAGAGGAACGGUGAUGAUGAUGAGGAUUACUACUCUUAUGGUGAUAACAAUGGAUGCUGCAGCUAUCCAUUAUUUCAGGAGGCGGUGGACUUCCCGGCCACGGCUGCUGCGUGGUUUAAUGAUGGCUGUUUGGAAGAACCCAACUUGAACGAGGAGAUUAAUCGUUGUCAUCACGAUGAUAAAUGCUUCCAAAAUCCUGCCUUGCCAUGGUAGAGAUCAAGCAAUGAAACAAAAUAUGCAUGGCCCACUGAAACCCCAUCCCCCAGUGCCGGAGGAUCCAAUCUUAUACACCGACCCCAUCCCCCAUUUCACUAAUGAUUUAUUUGGAGCGGCCUGCUUUGGAUAGAAAUCCCAAUCUUAUACUACCUCCAUCACUUAAAAACCUUCACAUUUCACAUUUCAAAAGUAGGUAGAUUAAGAAUAAUGAAAGAGUAUAUGAAUUAUUGAGGGUAUGAUGGGAAGAUAGUGGAAUAAUGUGAUGGAAUGUAGGAUAAAUCCAAAAAAAGUAGUUGUAAUAGUAUAUUAUUUUGAGAAUUAUUGAGGGUAUGCUGAGAAGAUUUAGAAAUGAGAAGAUUUUUUUGUUACGGACGAAAAAGGAAAGUGAGAAGAUUUUUAUGUUACGGAGGGAGUACUAGUAAUUUUUUUUGGAUCGUACCCCAAUCUUAUACGGAGUAAAUUAAAAAGCAUAUUACAAUUUAAUCAACUAUAUAUACAUUUACAAAAAUUAUGCAUUUCAAUAAAAUAUACUCCGAAAUUGAGAAAAUACCAAAAGUAAAGGUUUUAAACAACAUAAAAAUUAGUUGAGUAGACAAUUAACAUGUGUCAAUAGUUUGCUUCUACGGUUUAUUCAAUGAAAAUUGAAUAAAAACUAUAAAAUAAUUAAUUUAAACAUAUAAAAAGCAUAAAGUUGUUUAUUAAAAUACGGAGUAUAAGAAUUAAUUAAAGAAACAUAAAACUAAUACUCUCCGUCCGAAAUUGACGGUUUUAUACUUUUUGGGCUCAAAUAUUAAGAAAAAGUGGUAGAAAGAUCCAUGUAAUCUUACUUUAUUGUACUAUUCACCCCUUUACUGUUACUGUUUAUUAAAAAGGAGGGAUAUAAAUGAUAGUCUACUUUAACUUCUUUAUCAAAAAGGGAAAUGCGACUAUCAGUUUGGGACACCCCAAAUAGAAAAUACAGGACCAUCAUUUUACUACUUAGGUAUUAAAAUUUAAUACGGUACAUACUAUACUAGUAAUAUAAUACGACAAAAAUGGGGGCCCAGUAAUUAUGGGGCCGCUGCUAUGUUUCGAGCAACACAAUGAACUUCUAUUAGCCAUGUUUGAUCGUCUUGAAUGUGGUUCCCUAAAAUAAAGAACAUCCUCACAAAAUUUCAUAAAAAACUUAACUCAAUGACUGACUGGUCAUGCAAAGGAACCUUGGAGGUUGGAGGCAAUUAAUUAUAUUAAAGAAUUAGAUUAAGUGUUUUAAGGGUAGAAAACUAAUGUUUAGUUCUAUUUAGGGAAGAUUUAAAGUGUAAGUUUAAUUUCAUAUAGCCAUAUAGGGCAAUUACUAUUAUUUUAAUUGUAUGUUUGAAAUUUAUUCAGUAUCGAAGAUAUUGAAGAGAAUGACGGGGAGUGGCUAGCCGGAGAAGAAUAAGAAUGCUUGGUUUUCAAGCUCCAAAUUUUGUUCUCGAACCAAUGAAUCCUUAUUUUGCAAUUUAUGUGUUGUGCCCAUUUGUUGUUUUAUGCCUUCAAGUAAUAAGGGCUUUGUAGAACGUGAGAGGUUGAUAGUGAGUAGAUGAGAUUGAGGAGAGUAAUAAUAUAUUACUCAUCUUCUCGAUCUCAUCUACUUACUACCGACCGGAAGACCAUGAGAAAUGGUCUUGUGAGAUUGAUACUCAUUUAUUUAUAGUUGAAGUAGUGACGCUUAAAACUGGUUUUGAGAAACGUUACCGCAGCCAAACAGCACCAAUGCAGAAAAUUAUUAGUACGCG